AUGUCAGAAAACCAGACCCCAGCCCGCCCUCCGAAAUCCCAACAGAGAGAAGAAGGCCGCGAACGCAAAUUGCUGCACUGGAUCUACAGCCAGCCGAACCUCGACCUCAUCCGCGGCAGCCCCCAGAAAGUUAUCGACCUGAUCGAUGAGUUCUCGGAGACCUACCAUUUCAUGACUGUCGGUCAAGAGAAGGGCCCUAUCGUCACCGAGCUCAUUGACAAGCACAAGCCCAAAAAGAUGAUCGAGCUCGGCUGCUACAUCGGGUACUCGGCCAUUCUGUUCGGCGACGCAGUGCGUCGCAAUGGAGGGACCCGCUACUACAGCCUCGAGCUCAACCCAGAGUUUGCGGCCAUUGCCAAUAUGCUUGUUGAACUUGCGGGGCUGCGUGACUUUGUGCGCGUCCUCGUUGGACGGAGUGAUGUACUCCUAAACCAACUGUUCAAGAGCGGAGAAGUCGAGCACGUCGAGCUGCUGUUCAUCGACCACUAUAAACCGGCGUAUACGCUAGAUCUGAAGCUGUGCGAGCAGCUGGGUAAGAUCGUCCCUGGUGUUUCGAUCAUUGCCGCCGAUAAUGUAAUCCGACCUGGGAACCCGCCGUAUCUCGAGUAUGUCAGGAGCUCGGUGGAGAGGAAGCGCGAGGAGGCGGCGAAAGGACCGUCCAAGGCCUAUACGACGGACGGGUUCGAGGAGAUCACGGUAAGGAGUUUCAUGGGGCUUGACAGCGUGCCGGAGUUUGAAAUCGUCGGGAAUCCGAAUCUGGUGUAUGAGAGCGAGUUGAAGCAGCCUGAGGGGUGUCCGGAUGCAAUUGAAGUGACGCGAUGUGUCGGGAUACAGAAAUAG
Messenger RNA from Aspergillus nidulans FGSC A4, 840 nucleotides. Its product is annotated as O-methyltransferase. Lineage: Eukaryota; Fungi; Ascomycota; Eurotiomycetes; Eurotiales; Aspergillaceae. The coding region runs from base 1 to 840 and encodes 279 amino acids. Gene Ontology annotation, molecular function: O-methyltransferase activity. The transcript is spliced from 3 exons. The record is from RefSeq and is a predicted model, not a curated record.